Messenger RNA from Magnusiomyces paraingens, 1620 nucleotides. RefSeq lists its product as uncharacterized. Gene Ontology annotation, cellular component: membrane. The transcript has a single exon. The coding region runs from base 1 to 1620 and encodes 539 amino acids. Gene Ontology annotation, biological process: transmembrane transport. NCBI's taxonomy places the organism in Eukaryota, Fungi, Ascomycota, Dipodascomycetes, Dipodascales, Dipodascaceae. The record is from RefSeq and is a predicted model, not a curated record. Gene Ontology annotation, molecular function: transmembrane transporter activity.
AUGGGUAUACAUGACGAAAAAGUAAUCUCCGUUGAACUAGGUGAUCAGCCUGGUGACAACAAAGACGACACUCUCCUUAAAGAACUUGGCUAUACUCCUGAGCUUAAACGCAAUUUUUCGGUUAUCCAAGUCUUUGGAAUUGCCUUUAGUAUUAUGAGUUUACUCCCCUCCAUUGCCUCAGUUCUUGUGUAUUCUCUGCCAGCAGGACCAGUUGGCAUGACUUGGGGCUGGCUUAUUGCCUCAUGCUUGAUUUUGACCGUUGGUAUGUCUAUGGCAGAAAUGGGUUCUGCCAUGCCUACUUCUGGUGGCCUUUACUGGUGGACAUACAAGUUUUCACCUCCAUCUGUCCGUAAGCCUCUAUGUUUCUUAGCUGGUUAUGCCAGUUCUCUUGGUCUUACUGGUGCUCUUGUGUCAAUUGAUUAUGGGUUUUCAGUUUUACUACUUUCAGUCCCUGCAAUUGCUACCGAUGGAGGAUAUAGUCCCACAAAGUACCACACAUAUGGCGUGUUUGCAGCUACAGUCAUUAGUCAUGGAAUUGCAGGUGCGCUUGCCUCUAAACUAGUGGCUAAAAUGCAAACUUUUUGUAUUAUUACAAAUGCUGUCGUUAUUGUGGUCACUAUGAUUGCUUUGCCUAUUGGUAAAGCAAGGAACGCUGGGGGUAUUAAUUCAGGUAAAUACGUUUUUAGCCAUAUGGAAAACUUUUAUACAUGGCCCCAAGGCUUCAGCUUUAUCCUCUCCUGGCUCUCACCAGUUUGGACAAUCUGUGCAUUUGAUUCAUGUGUUCAUAUGGCUGAAGAAGCUUCCAAUGCAUCUGUUGCAGUCCCCUUUGGUAUUGUUGGGUCUAUUUCAUUAUGUGGAAUCCUUGGUUUCUUCAUAAAUGCAGUUAUUGCAGCCUCCAUGGAUACAAACAUUGAAAAUCUUCUAGGUGCUUCAUCUGGUCAACCAAUGGCUCAAAUUCUUUAUGAUGCUUUAGGUAAGCGUUGGACUAUAGGAAUCAUGACUUGUCUGUUUGUAAUUCAAUGGUUUAUGGGAUUUUCUGUUGCUGUUGCAGGGUCUCGCCAAGUUUGGGCCUUUUCUCGCGAUGGUGCUCUUCCAUUUUCUCGUUGGCUUCGUGUCCUCAACGUCAAAUUACAAUCUCCUCUCCGUGCAAUGUGGUUUAUUUGCACAUUAGCUCUCAUCAUUGCCCUGCUUUCGUUAAUUGACACUGCGGCCACCAGUGCUCUUUUCUCGCUUGCCGUUGCAUCAAACUACCUCGCAUGGAUUAUCCCCAUUUUUAUGCGCGUGGUUUUCAAUGUCGAUACAUUUAAGCCAGGUCCCUUUUAUCUUGGUAGAAUUGGGUCUAAAGUUGUGGGAUCUAUUGCAACUAUUUUUGGCACGUUUGUCAUUGUGUGUUUAACAAUGUUCCCCCUUUCAGGACCAGAUCCUACAAAAGAUACAAUGAACUAUACAGCUGUUAUUAAUGGAACUGUAUGGCUAGGGUCGUUAGCAUAUUACUACAUUGAUGCAAGAAAGUGGUUCACUGGCCCAAAACAAACAUUAGAAGAACUGAAUCAGUUUAUUGAAAGUGAUGUUAUUGCGGAGAAUGAUUUGUCAAUAGAAAGCAGUCUUAAAAAGGAUUGA